This is a messenger RNA of Heterostelium album PN500, 1230 nucleotides long. RefSeq lists its product as uncharacterized. Bases 1 to 1230 code for a protein of 409 amino acids. The transcript has 3 exons. Lineage: Eukaryota; Evosea; Eumycetozoa; Acytosteliales; Acytosteliaceae. The record is from RefSeq and is a predicted model, not a curated record.
AUGACAGGUUCUAAAAGGAAACAACGUUUGAGACCUCCAAAAUUGUACAAAGAUUAUAAAAAUAGAAGAUCGAUUAAUGAUAAUAACUUUAGAGAGUUGGUUUUAAGGAAAACAAUUGAUGAUAAAAAAAUUGAUCAACCCAUUUUAGUGGAGAUUGAUCCUAUCAUAAAAAAAGAAUUGGAUGAAAUAAAAACAUCGAUGAACAAAAAAUUAAAUAUUGAUAAUAAUGAUAAAUUAGAAAAAAUACAAACAAGAGCAGAAAAGCAAAAACAAAGAGAUGAGAUGGCAGCAAACUUAGCAUUGACUAAUGAGAGAUUGGCAAAGAUGGAGUUAAAUAGUUUAGAAGCUAAUCAAAAAGAUGAUGAUGAAUGGCGAAGAAAGUUUGAAGUUGCAGAGAGAAAAGCAAGAGAAGCAGAAGAGAAUUUUAUUAUUAUUGAAGAUUUAAUGAAAGUAAAUAAAGAAAAGUUUGAGAAACAAAUUAUAGAAGCGAGACAUGAAGUAGAGAAAGAGCAAAUAAAAGAACAGAUAAAUCAAUUCAUUAAUAGAAAAAAUAUAACUGGUUUGUCGAGCAUUCCAUUAAAUAACCCAUUUGAAUCAUUCCAAUAUUAUACUAAAGAUAUGAAUGAUAAACAAAAAGGUAGUGUAACAAAGAAAAAUGAAAAAGGAUUUGCUCAAUUACUCAAAUCAUUCAGUAAUCGACUAACCACUGAUAAUUUUAAUAAUAUCAUGCAUAUUUAUAGUCAAUUAGAACGAUCAAGAGAUUACAACAGACGAAAUGAUAUGUUAAAGGAAAUCUAUAUGAGCUUCCAACCUCAACCAAGGAAUGUAGCACUCCCUGUCGAUCUUGUUCAACCACCGCAACAACAAGGUGGAAUGUCUAUAUACUAUGAACCAGAUCUCGAGAUACCCAUCAUCGGCGAAGGUGAUAGGAAUGAUCAAAAGAGGUUAGAAGAAGGUAGUUCUUCUGAUGAAAGCGUGAUAGACCGUCGCAACGGUUCAGGGUUAUAUGAUUACCAGAUUGAAGAGAUCAUGGCACCUUAUAAAGAUCGUGGUUUUGUUGGCGUUAUCCCAAGCGACAUGGUUAGUUCACUUCCCGCAAAUAAGAAGAUGUCGUUCAUAAUGAAUCUUGAUCCAUCAGAUCAACCAGGUAGUCAUUGGGUUGCAUGUUAUAUAGAUGGUCGGGAUGACCGUAUCGCACACCAAGAUAAAGAUCGGAGCGUAAGUGUUUAG